AUGCUAUUAAGGGUUGUUGACGAGUCGAGCUUUGAGAAGAUUGCAAGGGCAACUACUUCAAAAGAAGCGUCGGACACUCUAGAAAAGGUGUUCAAAGGAACUGACCGAGUCAAAAAGGGACACGUUGCAAAAGCUUGUCGAGCCGGAAAAAGGGUGGAAGGAACAACCAACCUAGCCGUGGAACACAUAACAGAUGAAGGUCUUCUCUUGAUGGCUCAAGAUGAAGAGAACAUCAAUAACGACAUUCUGUGGUACCUCGACUUAGGGGCAAGCAACCAUAUGUGCGAUCACGAGCACCUAUUCAAAGAAAUGCAAAAGAUUGAAGAUGGUCAUGUGUCAUUCGGAGAUGCGUCGAAGGUGGAGGUCAAAGGUCGAGGUACGAUACACUUCCUGCAAAAGGAUGGUGUGAUGGGGUCAAUCAAAGAUGUCUAUUACGUACCAGAUCUUAAGACCAACAUAUUGAGUAUGGGGUAA
Molecule: messenger RNA, 474 nt
Organism: Cucurbita moschata (crookneck pumpkin)
Lineage: Eukaryota; Viridiplantae; Streptophyta; Magnoliopsida; Cucurbitales; Cucurbitaceae
Exons: 2
Coding region: 1-474 (157 amino acids)
Source: RefSeq, a predicted model, not a curated record